AUGCGGCCCGGUCGUUCAGUUUUGUGGCUUUGCAAGUUCCUGCGGCGGCGGUGCGUGGCGGUCGCGCCCUACUUCAGCUCGGAGCACGGCGAGUCUCGGUUCGCGGCGAUCCACAAGGUGUUCGGCGCCAGCAAAGCCGCCAAGCUCCUGGCCCACCUCCCCGCCGCCGAGCACCGCGAGGCCGUCGUCACCAUCACCUUGGAGGCCCAGUCCCGCCUCCGCGACCCCGUCUACGGCUGCGUUGCCCAGAUCUUCGCCCUCCAGCAACAGGUACACACAAUCACUUCUCUUAGCCUGAGCAACCACCAGCAGCAGCACCAGUGGCCGGACAGCGCCAGCAGCAUCAGCGCGCUGCAACGGCAGCACUUCGGUGGCGCGGCGACUCUGCCGGAGCUCAUGGGCCGCGACGGCGUCUCCCUCAUGUCGUCGUCCAUGCAGCAGCAUUGUAGCAAGGUGGAUGGCGGGGAGCUCCAGUACCUGGCCCAGGCCAUGAUGAGAAGCUCCAACUACUCCGGCAUCUAUCUACAAGGACAGAUAUCAAACUUGCAUGCUCUCGAGGCUCGGGCUACUAGCUGCUAA
Brachypodium distachyon (stiff brome) is the source of this 579-nucleotide messenger RNA. RefSeq names its product LOB domain-containing protein 29. Gene Ontology annotation, cellular component: nucleus. Lineage: Eukaryota; Viridiplantae; Streptophyta; Magnoliopsida; Poales; Poaceae. The record is from RefSeq and is a predicted model, not a curated record. Gene Ontology annotation, biological process: hormone-mediated signaling pathway; positive regulation of DNA-templated transcription.